AUGAAUCAACAAGAUGUUAUUGCUUUAAAAUUUCACAAAGCUAAAGAAGAAUUACAAAAUCAUUACCAAGAAUUAAAUAAAUAUUUGAGAAGUCUUCAACAAACGUAUUUAAUGGCAAUGCAACAACCUACUCAAUAUCACCUUCCAAAUCCUCAAAUGCUUCAAAACCAGAUUAAUCAAUUAGUUAAUGCAUAUGCUGCUGCAUCUCAAAAACUUGCAUUUGCACCACAACCCCCUGCUAUUAUUUGUCGAGAAAUCCUUGAUACAUUUAUUAAGCAAACAAAGGCAAAUGCUGAUUUUAUUAAUGAAAUAACAAAAAAGUAUAAAGAAUUAGAAGAACGACAAAAACAAAUUCUUCAACAAAUCAAUAAUGUUCAAAUUAAACAAAAAGGAACAAAAAGUAUUAUUGAUAAUUUAAAUGAAAAUAAUAUUGAUGAAUUUAUAAAUCAAUUAUUAGAUUGGGAUAAUGCUCAAAUAAUAGUUAAAUUAAAUAAAACAGAAGAAGCAAUUUUAUUACUUUGUGAUGCAUUAAAAAAGAAUUCAAGUAAUUCACAAAAAAUUGAAGAUAUUUGUGAAGGUAUUAUGGCAUUCAUUUCUAUGACACUACUUUCUCCUAUUGCUGUUUCUCAAUUAAGUGAUGUAAUCUCUCAAGUUAUUUUGAGUCCUGCUGUUUCUGAAGAAGCUACACCAGCAAUUAUUGAUGUUUACGAUGCGUUACAAGUUCCAGUUUGUUUACAAUAA
Molecule: messenger RNA, 741 nt
Organism: Entamoeba histolytica HM-1:IMSS
Lineage: Eukaryota; Evosea; Mastigamoebida; Endamoebidae
Exons: 2
Coding region: 1-741 (246 amino acids)
Source: RefSeq, a predicted model, not a curated record